AUGAUGCAAGUUCAUAGCUUUAAAAGAUUUGGUUUUGUUUUUAUCUUGUUUCUCUCUCUAGCUUGUGUUCAUGGUGACGUUGAUGAAUCUCACCAGCUCUUAUCGUUCAAAUCUUUGCUUAAAAAGCCAAAUCUUUUGACGAAUUGGCUGUCUGGAAACCACCCGUGUAAUUUCAGUGGUGUUUCGUGCAAAAACUCAAGAGUUUCGUCUAUAGAUCUUAGUGGGACUGAUUUGAGCUCCGAUUUCCGUUUAGUUUCUUCGAAUUUGAUGACAAUUCCAAAUCUUGAAACCUUGGUUCUUAAGAACUGCAAUCUUACUGGUUCUUUGGUUUGGAGAUCGGGAUCUCAGUGUAGUCGAGAUCUCGUCGCCAUUGAUUUGGCUGAAAAUGGUGUUUCCGGCUCAUUUUCCGAGGCUUCCACGUUGACGGCGUGCCCGAAGCUCAGCUCUCUGAACUUGUCAAGAAACUCGAUCGAUUUCAAUGGCGAGUUGAAACCGGUUGGGCUUUCUAUUAAGGUUAUUGAUCUUUCUUACAAUCGGAUUUCAUGGGGGAAACCAAAUGUUGUCCAGUGGAUCCUAUCAAAUGGGUGUGGGGAGCUUCGACAUUUAUCUGUAAAAGGAAACAAAGUCGCCGGAGAGUUGCCGGAGUUCGAUUGCCCCAACUUAGAGUACUUAGAUCUGUCUGCAAACAAUUUCUCAUCUGGGUUUCUUUCAUUUCGUGAUUGCUCGAGUUUACAGUAUCUAGAUUUAUCAUCCAACAAGUUUUCGGGUGACAUAUCUGGUUCUUUAUCGUCUUGCAAGCGUCUCAGCUUCCUUAAUCUCACUCAGAACCAGUUCGCCGGCGAGAUACCAUCUUUUCCGGUGGACGGGAGCCUCCAGUUUCUGUAUCUAGCCACCAAUCAUUUCCAAGGUAGGGUUCCUCCACACCUCCUCAAUCUAUGCCCAAUGCUCGUUGAACUGAAUGUUUCCGGUAACAACCUUUCCGGCGCCGUUCCCGACGGCUUAAAAUCAUGUUCUUCGCUUCAACUACUUGAUUUCUCCCGAAAUAAUUUCUCCGGUGAGCUACCCAUUGAAACCCUUUUGGAAAUUAGUAACUUGAAGACACUGGUGUUAUCUUUCAAUGAUUUCAUCGGUUUCUUACCGGAAUUCUCAAAAAUGACCAAUUUGGAGACUUUAGAUUUGAGUUCCAACAAAAUUUCCGGCGGAAUCCCUUCUGGAUUAUGUCAAGGUACAACUACAAGCUUAAAGGAGUUGUACCUUCAAAACAAUUGGUUCACGAGUCCAAUACCUUCAACUCUCAGCAACUGUUCUCAACUGGUUUCUCUUGACCUGAGCUUCAAUUAUCUCACCGGAGAAAUCCCUUCAAGUUUCAGGUAUUUAUCGAAGCUUCAAGAUUUGAUUAUCUGGUUCAACGAAUUGGAAGGUGAAAUCCCACAAGAACUCAUGUACAUUCAACCUCUCCAGAAUCUCAUUCUUGAUUUCAAUUAUUUAACUGGGUCAAUCCCACCGACAUUGAGCAACUGCAUCAAUCUCAACUGGAUUUCUCUUUCAAACAAUAAAUUAUCCGGCGAGAUUCCGGCGUCCCUUGGUAGUUUAUCUAAUCUAGCCAUUCUAAAGCUCGGGAACAACUCCUUCUCAGGCAACAUUCCGUCAGAACUUGGCGAUUGUAAGAGCUUAAUUUGGUUAGAUCUCAACACCAAUGAACUAUCCGGGACAAUCCCACCUGAUUUGUUCAAACAAUCCGGCCAAAUUGCUGAUGCGUAUCUCACCGGAAAACCAUAUGUUUACAUAAAGAACGAUGGGAGCAGUCAGUGCCAUGGUGCAGGAAAUUUACUGGAAUUUGGUGGGAUUCGAGAAGACGAUCUGGGUAGGAUUUCAAAGCGACAUCCAUGUAAUUUCACUAGGGUUUACAAAGGAAUCACUGAGCCAACAUUUAACCAUAAUGGAUCGAUGAUGUUUCUUGAUCUUUCCCAUAAUAAUCUUCACGGCAACAUCCCCAUGGAGCUCGGGGCAAUGUUCUAUCUCUUCAUAUUGAAUUUAGGCCAUAACAAUCUCACCGGUUCAAUCCCUCAAGCACUCGGGAGUUUAAAAAACGUUGCGAUCCUUGAUUUAUCAUAUAAUUAUCUCAACGGAUCAAUCCCGAAUUCGUUAACCAGUCUCACAUUGCUAGGUGAGGUCGAUUUAUCAAACAACAACCUUUCCGGAUUGAUACCCGAAUCAACCCCAUUCGAUACAUUCCCCCAAAAAAGUUUCUUAAAUAACUCCGGCUUAUGCGGGUAUCCUUUACCCCGGUGCAAGCCACCUUUAGCCGCUGGUUCCGGUGGCCGGAACCGGCGACAAGUGUCCCUCGCCGGAAGUAUCGCGAUGGGGUUGUCAUUCUCCAUCUUUUGCAUCUUCGCGGUGGUGAUGGUGGGGGUGGAGAUCAAGAAACGCCUACAAAAGAGCGCCAAAGACUCGGAUUCCGCCACCGAACGUGGCGGAAACUCAUUAUCUGGCGGCCAGAGGAGCGGCGCCUGGCGGCUCACAACCAACCGCGAGGCUUUAAGCAUAAGCCUCGCGGCGUUUGAGAAGCCGCUAAAAAAGCUCACAUUCGCUGACCUCCUGGCCGCCACAAACGGGUUCCACGACGAAACCCUAAUCGGAUCCGGUGGGUUCGGCGACGUAUACCGGGCCGAGUUAAAAGACGGGACCACAGUGGCCAUCAAGAAACUAAUCAACGUAAGCGGUCAAGGCGAUCGCGAAUUCAUGGCCGAAAUGGAAACAAUCGGAAAAAUCAAACACCGUAACCUAGUACCAUUACUAGGAUAUUGUAAAGUCGGAGACGAACGGUUAUUAGUAUACGAGUACAUGAAAUUCGGAAGCUUAGACAUGGUUUUACAAAACCGAUCAAAAACCAGGAUCAAAUUAGACUGGCCCACAAGGAGAAAGAUCGCGAUCGGGUCGGCCCGCGGGUUAGCUUUCCUACAUCACAAUUGCACCCCUCAUAUUAUCCACCGUGACAUGAAAUCUAGCAAUGUUUUGCUAGAUGAAAAUCUUGAGGCCCGGGUGUCUGAUUUCGGGAUGGCCCGCCAUAUGAAUGUCAUGGACACGCAUUUAAGCGUGAGCACAUUGGCGGGAACACCGGGGUAUGUCCCACCGGAAUACUACCAAAGUUUCCGGUGUUCCACGAAAGGUGAUGUUUAUAGUUUUGGGGUGGUUUUGCUCGAGUUAUUGACCGGAAAACAGCCGACAGAUUCACCGGAUUUUGGGGAUAAUAAUCUAGUUGGGUGGGUGAAACAACAUGCCAAGCUUAAACUUAGUGAUGUUUUUGACCCGGAUUUGUUGAGGGACGAUCCGGGUUUAGAAAUUGAGCUUUUACAACAUUUGGGGGUUGCUUGUGCUUGUUUAGAAGAUCGGCCAUGGAAACGACCGACGAUGAUUCAAGUUAUGGCGAUGUUUAAAGAGAUUCAGGCAGGGUCCACCGUGUCAACGGAUGGCGGGAGUUUUAGCGUUGAGAUGACGAUAAAAGAAGAUGGUGAACUGAGCACACAGUGA
Lactuca virosa is the source of this 3531-nucleotide messenger RNA. The record is from the annotation of a GenBank genome assembly. Lineage: Eukaryota; Viridiplantae; Streptophyta; Magnoliopsida; Asterales; Asteraceae.